AUGUCUUCAAUCGAAACAAAUAAUGGUAAAGGUUUUCCAUCCGCAAAACAGUUUCGACGGAGGCUGUCUUUUCGAAAUAAGCCAACUCCAGUUCCGGAACCAAUAUCUAUAAAUGGCCUCAAUUCGGUGCGAGGGAGCAUAAGACGCUUUCGUCGUGUUUCUGGAAGUGUUUCAAGUGCGCAAACAUCCUCAAACUCAACAACAGAUCCCACAAAUAUCGACCAAUCAACUUCUAAUUCACAGUCACCAACAUUUCCAUCCUUUCCCCGUCUUUACAAUAUAGCAUCUAUUGCCCGUGAAUUCAAAGAGAUAAAUCUUUCACAAAAGACUGCUGACUUAACGGCUGCUGUUACAGAAAUGGGUGUUGAAUUGGGUAAAAAAGGCGCAGAAUUGAGCAGUAUGGCUAAGGAUGUUGUCAAGGAUGCUGUUGUUGAUCGAUGGAAAAAACGAAAAGAAGAUUCUUCGUCAAAUAGUAUUCUUAGCACCAAAAGAUUUAUAUCUAGGGAGAACAUUUUUGGUGCACCGCUUAAAACUGCUGUCACCUUAACACGUGUUGAAAAAGAUAUGAAACAAAUUUACAAAGAUCCAUCUAGGUAUUGGGUACCAGCAUUAGUUCUAAGAUGUAUAGAAUUUUUGGAUAUUCAUGGUUUAGAAGAAGUUGGUAUUUAUCG
Molecule: messenger RNA, 671 nt
Organism: Dentiscutata heterogama
Lineage: Eukaryota; Fungi; Glomeromycota; Glomeromycetes; Diversisporales; Gigasporaceae
Source: the annotation of a GenBank genome assembly